Molecule: messenger RNA, 1701 nt
Organism: Verticillium nonalfalfae
Lineage: Eukaryota; Fungi; Ascomycota; Sordariomycetes; Glomerellales; Plectosphaerellaceae
Exons: 3
Coding region: 1-1701 (566 amino acids)
Biological process (GO): carbohydrate metabolic process
Molecular function (GO): carbohydrate binding; catalytic activity
Source: RefSeq, a predicted model, not a curated record
AUGUACACCUCGAAGCUUUCCCUGUGGGCGCUGGCCGGAUCCCUUGCCGCCGUUGCAGGCAAGGGUCCAUUCCUGGAGUCCUUGAACGACGGCACUUGGGGUAUUGGUAACGAUUUCUGGAAUGUUACACAAGGUCCGGUCUACGCGACAAAGCUCUUCUGGCAGGGUGUCCCUGGCGCAGAUCUUGUCGGUUCCGCCGUAGGCCACUACACUGGUUAUGACGGGGAAUCCAACCUCCGUUACACCAACGCGACGAUUGCUGCACGUGGUACACACUUCAUCGACGUCAGCUUCACUGCGCCCGCUGGAGAUCUUCACUGGGUCAUCUUUGACGACCUCUCCGGCGCGUACCAGUAUUUUGUCAACCGUGCCCUGCCGAACAUCAGCAUUUUGCGAACACUCUGGCGGCUGGCGCCGGAGUACUUCACCCAUGGCCGCACUCAUCUCAAGGAUGAGCCCUUGCCGGAUUUCGAUCUGUAUGCAAAGUCGACCAAUGUCCAGGAUGAGACCUGGCAGCUUGCAGACGGGUCAUACAUCACCAAGUACGACUGGUCCAACGCCGUCAGAGACCGCGACUUCUAUGGUGUCUACGGAUCUCGUGUUGGUUCUUGGUGGAUUCACCCUUCCACCGAAUACUACAACAGUGACCAUCUCAGCCAGACACUCACCGUGCAUCGCGAGAGCAAGACCGGCGAUGCUGUUCAGCUGAACGUCGUGCAAGAUACGUCGCAUUUCCGUGUCGGUCAAAAGACAACUCAGCCCGUGGGUAAGGUCUGGGGUCCCUGGCUUUGGUACCUGAACAACGGAAGCAUCCCAGAUGUCCAGAAGAAGCGUGCCAAGGAGCUGAAGCACUUCCCCUACAAAUGGCUUGACGAUGCCGCCUACCACCAGAGGGGCGGCAUCGAGGGUACUCUGCUACUGUCCGACGGCCGCCCCGCAUCGAAGGCUGCCGUCUUCCUCGGUGACAGUGACACGUCAAUCCGUCCCUCGAUCCAAGGGACCAACUACUACUACACGACUUACACCAACGAUAAGGGACGCUUCUCCUUUGAUGACGUACGCACUGGCUCCUAUGGCCUUAUUGCGUACUCGAAUGGUAACAGACUGGCCGACGUGUACACCAACUUUACAAAGUCUGGCAUUACCGUAACUAAGGACAAGACCCUCAUCCUCGGUCGCCAGAAAUGGAACGUGGCGGAUCGCGCGAAGCGAAUCUUCCAAGUCGGCGAAUUUGAUAAGAAGGCCCUUGGCUUCAAAAACGGGGGCCUGCCUUACCAGCACGGCGUCACUGAGGACAGUCCUGCCAACCUUACAUUCGUCGUUGGCAAGUCAAAGACUUCGGACUGGUACUAUGCUUCAUCGGCCAUUGGAAAGUGGACCAUCGAGUUUGAAGUCUCGGCUGCGGAUAUCGCGACCAACAAGACAGCGAUACUGAGUGUGUCUCUGGCUGGUUACUCUCAGAGCGGAGCGCUCAACGUCGAUGUGAAUGGCCAGGACUACGGUACCUUGAGCAAGGACAACCUCACUAGCGAUCCGGCGCUUUACCGUUCUGGAAAGACAUCUGGAGAGUGGCGGUUCAUUCAAUACAGAGUUGAACCGGGUGUUCUGGUCGAAGGUGUGAACAAGGUGGGCUUCAGUGUGACGCGUUACACUAAGUGGAGGGGAUUCCUUUGGGACAGCAUCAUUCUCGAAUGGGAGUAG